ACCUAAUAACAUUAUUUUAAAGUAGUUCUCGUCAGCGCUUUAUUUUGUGUUUAAGUUGGAAAUGUUCAAUUGUCGUCCCUGAAGAGAGGUUUACAAUAUGUCCUCCAAGACAAUGGUCUUCCUCAAUGAGGUUAUCCCUGCCUGGCGCACAGAUGGAAUCAAAUCAAAAUUUGAGAACAGAGAAAUCAAGCUGUUAUACAGCCAGUACUUCUUCAAGCAGAAGAUGGAAAUGGUUGUCCUCCUUCUCAUCGUCCUCUGUAUCAACUCCCUCCUCUUCAUAGUACUCUAUUUCAUUAACAAGAAGGACUGGACCCACCUCCUCAUUCUGGUGGUGGUUGUGUUUAUAGCUUGCAUCAUAUUGCUAAUAGAACUACUCAACUCCAGAACUAGGAGCACUAAACAUUUGACUCUCAUAUCAUUUAUAAUCUGGCUGCUGCAGUGUGUACUGUUGUUUUCACUAGCAGGGAUCAGGCAGCAGACGUAUAGAACUCCAAGUGACGACGUGGCCCUGGUGGUGUUCAUUACCUUCGUUACGUACACCAUGUUACCACUGCGACUAAUUCACACUGUCAUUCUGGGGGUCAUCUUGGCCAUUGCUCAUGCGGCCACAGUUUACGGUCUGUCUGCAGCUAAAAAUAAAACAGAGGAGGGCAAUGUUGUGCGUCAGUUGUUGGCGAACAUUCUAGUGUACAUAUGUAGCAAUCUCUGCGGACUUUACCACCAUCAUCUAAGUGAGAUUGCGCACAGACGUACUUUCCUAGAAACUAGGGGUUUCAUCAAAAAUCAGCUGGAACUCAGCCAACAGAAAGACCAACAGGAGUCGUUGCUGAACUCUGUAUUACCUGGUUACAUAGCAGAAGAGAUGCUGAAAGACAUCCUGAAGGGUAAUGGUAUGAGACAACAACCCAUGAACCUCCAGUUUCACAAGAUUUACAUCAAGAAACACGAUGAAGUCAGUAUUCUGUUUGCGGACAUAGUGGGUUUCACCAAGAUGGCUUCAGGUUGCACUGCUCAGGAGCUUGUUAAAAUACUGAACACUCUUUUUGGACGAUUUGAUGAUCUAGCUAAGAAGAAUAAGUGUAUGAGGAUUAAGAUACUGGGCGACUGUUACUACUGUGUAUGUGGUGUUCCCAACCCCUCUCCUGAUCACGCCAUAUGCUCUGUUCUCAUGGCCUUCGAUAUGAUCACUUGCAUCAAAGAGGUACGAGACAACACACGAGUAGAGGUGAACAUGAGAGUGGGAAUUAAUACUGGGGGAGUGUUGGGUGGGGUACUGGGUCACAGAAAGUGGCAGUUUGAUGUUUGGAGCGACAGUGUUACUAUUGCUAACCAUAUGGAGAGCGGUGGGCUAUCUGGUCGAGUACACAUCUCGGCGUCUACUCGAGCAUGUCUGCCCUCUGAUAUCCAGUGUGAGCCGGGGCACGGCGAGGACAGAGACAAGUACCUGAAAGAAAAACAGGUCACUACAUACCUGGUCCUUAACCCUGAAUCUUGUGCUGAGCAGGCCGCCGCUCUACAAAAAUACCGGAAGCAGAUAGUUGAAGAGGAAGAGAAAGAGGAAGUAGAGGAAGAGGUUGAGGAAGUGAACGGGAACUUGAACAAUUCCGAACAACAUGAACAGAACAACAAGGGUCACACCAACGGGGCUCUUGUUAAAGGGAAUAAGACCAUGUUCACCAGUAAAGAAGUUCUCACUAAUGGGAACAGCGGCUCAACCGACCCUGAGGAUGAGAUGACAGUACACCAAUACGUUGGGAAGUGGGAGAGUGUGACCCCCUUUGCAGCUAACCAGAGCACAACUAAAACCAAUGAUAAGAAUACUGCUGGUCAGACAGGCAUGGUCAUGUUGCAGGUUGGACUGUUUCCUAUGCACGCCAGUAUAGCAGGACGGAAGGGUCGGAACCAGGUAAUCAACCACCAGCAGAACCUGGACCAAGAAGUAAACGAACACAUGAGAAAACAAGUAGAGGACGGUAGAAGGAAGAGGAAGUGGGAGAAAUCAGAACAUAUCCACCGACUUACUCUUAGAUUCAAAAAAGAAGAAAUGGAGACAGAUUUCCAGCGACUUCCCGACAACAUGUUCAAAUACUACCUAGCUUGUGCAUUUCUCGUCUUCCUAUUUAUUGGCUUUAUCCAGCUAGCCAUUCUCCCGAUCAACCUAUACACUGCUGUCGUCUUCAUUGUAACUCUAGUCGUACUGUCUGUCACAGUUAUAGUCGCUAUGGCAACACCAAAGUUCUGCGAAUGUUUGAAGCAGUUUAGUAGCAUUAUAACUGAGAACCACCGAAUAAGGAUCGCACUAGCAGUCUCAACAACUCUCCUCGUCUAUUUCGUCGCUUUUAUUCAAAUCGCUGGAUGUAAACCGUGUGACAAAACAGCCUCGAACAGUAAAGAGGCAGAUCCUUGUAGAGACCCCUCACAAUAUUGUAUCUAUCCCAUGUAUUUCUACAUCAGUGGAAUGUUGGCAAUGCUGUGCAGCGCAGUAUUCUUAAAGCUGGACUACAUUAUAAAGGCGGUGCUGAUGGUGGUGGCUGUUCUUUCCUAUAAUCUUACUAUGCAUUAUCCAAGAGUAGAAAUCUUCGACUCUUACGACAAAACAAUUAUGUCGGAAAAUGUAUCCUACAUGGUCACUGAUGAAAAGUUUAACGAGGAUAUAAAGUACAUGCUACUGUUGAAGGAGUAUGGAACAGUGUAUCUUAUAAUGCUUGGGAUUGCAUUUAUUAUCUUAGGUCACGAAGUUGAAAGAACAGAUCGAACUGACUUUCUACAAAGAAGCCAUGCAGCUCAGAAAAAAGAUCAAAUGGAGGACUUCAAAACGAACAAUGGAAUUCUUUUAAGAAAUUUGCUACCUGGACACGUUGCUGAACACUUUAUGGGUAGUCAUAAAAUUGGUUAUUACUAUGACGACUACUCAAGUGUUGGUGUAAUGUUCGCCUCUAUUCCUAACUUUUUCGCCGAGUUUUACGCUGAAAAUGACGUAAAUAACAAUGGUCUAGAGUGCAUGAGGGUCUUAAAUGAAAUAAUAGCAGAUUUUGAUGACCUCUUAGAGAAACCCAGAUUUAAUUGCAUUGAGAAGAUUAAAACUAUCGGAGCUACCUACAUGGUAGCCGCUGGUCUCACUCCUAAAGCAGUCUAUGACGGAACUGAUACGGAUCUCGACGUGUAUUUGUGUCACACAUGCGAGUUUGCCUUCGCAAUGCAGGACUGCAUCAAGAGAAUCAACAAGCACUCCUUUAAUAAUUUCCAAUUAAGAAUAGGUAUUAAUCAUGGGUCACUGGUGGCUGGGGUGAUCGGGGCCACGAAGCCGCAGUACGAUAUUUGGGGAAAUACUGUUAAUGUUUCUUCUCGUAUGGAGAGCACGGGCAAAGUCGGCAAAGUUCAGAUUACAGAGGAGAGUUGCUUGUUACUUGAGCCAUACGGGUUCAGAUUCGAGGAACCUCAUUUUGUAGAAGUUAAGGGGAAAGGGACAAUGAAGGCCCGAUUUUUAAUUGACAGAAAAAUUGUAUCUACUUGAUCUAUUUUUUUCAGAUAUUUUAGUGUAUUUUCGUUAUUUGUAUAUUUAAAUAAGUUAUGACUGAGUUACAUUUGCGGUUAAUUUGAUUUCAUUUAUUGUAAAAUACAAUAUCAAUCAUUCAGAUUUCAGCUCGAUUCACAUUAGGAGGGAUUUCUACUUUCAAUAACGAUUUAAGCUAAUUUUGACCCUUAAAUUACCUUUCUAAUAACUUUGAUGAUUUUUAUGAUGAAAUAUUGUUUUGACUUAAAUUCCCCAUGAUAUUCUUGUUUAAACUUCAAGUUCUUGUAUCAGUUGAGGGUUUUAUUAUUGACCAAUAGUAGGGCAGUAAAGCAUGAUUUCAUUCAAUUAUUUCAAUUCAAACAAUUUUUAAUUCAUUUAAAAAAUAUUAUUACGAUUAAUUCAAUGCUUUCAAUAUUUGUAAUUUAAAUUUUGGUUUAAGAGCCACCACCAGAGUAAAAGUAUUUUUUAAACAAAUUAUGCGAUUCACAAAACAGAUUGCGAGGAAAACAUCAAACAUGAGGUUUUUUAUUGGAGCCAUGAAUCGAAUAAGUAGUCAGAAGUAUUGCAAAUUUGACUGAAAUUCCUCCAGAAUUUGAAAUGUCAGAAGAAGGCUAAUGACUCGUUUAGUCGUAUUCAAAAAUUGUUGCAAUCUAAGAUUUCCCCUAAAUUUUGUAUUAAAUAUUAUAGGCAACUGAUAUGAUUUUACCGAGCCGCAAUCUUCCAAUUAGAAUUCUUAAAUUUUUGUCUGUUCUCGAUCAGAACCCCAAAUACAACCAUUCAUAUUUUCUACAAAUUCAUGCGAAAAAGUAUAUGAAAAAAGUUAUGGAAGAGGGACAGAAUAAGCGAUUAUGAAAAUUGCGAAAAUUUGCAGUGAAAUGUACAAUGUACUAAUGUGCACCUCUAUUGUAUAUGGUGGCUUUGUUUGGUUUUAAUAGUGCAGCAACUUACCUAAGAACGUCACAUAUUUAUUUUUUAUUUGAAAUAAUGUGUGUAUUUGUACAACAGUAAAGAUAUGAUCAUUGUAAGUACGAAACAAUAUUCAUUUUUUGUUUAAACAGAUGAAA
Messenger RNA from Bolinopsis microptera, 4578 nucleotides. Its product is annotated as adenylate cyclase type 5-like. Gene Ontology annotation, cellular component: plasma membrane. NCBI's taxonomy places the organism in Eukaryota, Metazoa, Ctenophora, Tentaculata, Lobata, Bolinopsidae. Gene Ontology annotation, molecular function: adenylate cyclase activity. The transcript is spliced from 21 exons. The coding region runs from base 98 to 3514 and encodes 1138 amino acids. The record is from RefSeq and is a predicted model, not a curated record. Gene Ontology annotation, biological process: intracellular signal transduction; adenylate cyclase-activating G protein-coupled receptor signaling pathway; cAMP biosynthetic process.